This is a messenger RNA of Drosophila virilis, 4835 nucleotides long. RefSeq lists its product as uncharacterized. Lineage: Eukaryota; Metazoa; Arthropoda; Insecta; Diptera; Drosophilidae. The record is from RefSeq and is a predicted model, not a curated record.
CGCUCAACAUUUAUUUCGGCUGAAACGUUUCGCGUGCCUUCAAAAAAAAAAAAGAAUUGUGAAAACAAAAAAAAACUAUAUAUAAAUUGAAGCAUUAGGCAAAAUUAUUACUAAAGUUUUUGAAAGUGCAGUGAAAACGAAAUAUGAUUAAUUAGCAAAUGAGGCAAAAAUCAUUCGUUUAUAAAUAUUGUAGCAAAGCGCGUUGCAUGUGAGGGAAAGAUUUUCGCCGCGCGUUUUUGAAUCGCUCGCAACGCGACACAAAACGCGCGCGUUUUCGGUACAUUUUGCGGAAGCUUCGAAAAUAGUAGAAAAAGUGAAAAACUUUUUUAAUCAGCAAGUCCAUUGCAUAAAUUAAGUGGCUGCCAAAUCUCUUCGCGGUUUUCUAUUGUGAAAAUGGAAAUGACAGCAUCGGAGUCGCGCCAGCUGGAGGCGAUUUUUAUCGCCACGCCGCCCUGCACACCUCUCGUCACCUCUCUAACCCGCACGACAACGCCGCGCGAUCUACCAACCAUGUAUCAUUUUGAUUUUGCUACGAUGGAAUCUGACGGUGCGGAUGAUGAUAAAGAGCCAGUUGGCCCACCGCCGGGUCCACUGACCACGGGCAUGUCUGAGACUAUUUUGGAGCAGGGAGCUAUUAGCACUGAUCUAACACCCUGUCCGAACUGCAGUCGCACCUUCAAUCUGAAUGCACUCCGCAAGCAUGUUGUCGUUUGCGAGAAGAUGACUACCAAAAAGCGUAAGAUAUUCGAUUCAUCACGUCAGCGUCGCGAGGGCACCUCUCUGUCCACCUAUGUGCUGCCCAAGAAUUUUGGCCUGCCCAAUGCAGAAAAGGCUCCGGGUGUGCAUACGCCACCGGCAGCCAGUCGCGAGGCUUCCACAAUGUCCAGCGGCUCGCAGCCACAAGAGGCUUCACCAUUGCCGACACGCCGUAAAGGCAAAGCGGAUACGGCACGCGCCUCCCUGCGCAAAGGUGCUGGGGCCACUGCAGCUGCUGCUGAGCAUCCUGCAGCAGCAGCACCAGCUGCCCCAGCUGCAGCCGCUCCACCACGUUCCAUAACUAAACGCCUUAAGGACUCCGCCUCGGACCGUUGUCCGCAUUGUGAGCGCAGCUUCAAUCCCAAGGCCUACGAUCGGCACGUUGAGUGGUGCAAGGAGAAGGCGAUUCAGGCAAACAUCAAGUCCAACAGCACCACAGAGACGAACAAGGCCAAGGAGCGCAUGGAGGCGCGCAAGCAGUACCGCCCGCCUAAUCUCAAAACCAAACGCUCGAUCAAUCGCGACAAGUACUCCGGUGCACAGGAAGAACAAUACGAGAUUGAAAUGGUAUCCCCAAAGCAAAACCUAAUGUCGCUCUCCUCCAUGACAACGUCCGUGCAGAGUGUUAACGGCCCCAGUCCACAGGCUAGCGACAAGUACGAUCCGUUUCUGUCCGCCAAACGUCAGCUGGAGGAGCUCUGCUCACCCAACACACCACCCGACAACGAACCACUGGUGAACACAACAGCCACACCGAUCAUGUCCACAUCGCUGACGAGCACACUGGGCAAACUACACACGACCACACCCACCGCUACAAGCACAGCGCCAAAGGCGACGCCCAUAUCGAACUUUCGACGCACUUCAUCGCUGCGUGGACCACGUCGCACACCACUGCUGCCUAGUCGACCGCUCUUUGCCAGCAACUAUCGGCCCACCAUACAGCGCGGCCUCUCCGACGAGGGUCCCAUCUCUAGCAACUUCCUCAAGCCGGAGGAGUAUGACGAGAUGCCAGUGCGUGCCGCUUGCGGCAAUGAUUUUCAUAGUCCGCGGGUCGUGCGUCGCGACACGAGCGCCUCCAACCGCAAGCAGCAAAUGAAACUGCCGCUGGGUGGCGGCGGCGAGACGGACAGCACGACCACGUCCAAGCAACCGACGACACGCAACGUGGCCAAGACCGACUCGCUGGCCGUAUUCCUCAAGUACGAGCACGAGCUGGAGCAGCUGAAUGCGAAGGCUGCCGAGGUGGCAGCCAACAGCAAAGAGCUCAGCAGCAAGGAGCUGAAGGACAAGAGCAACAACCUUAGCAAGCAGAACUCGGCCAAGAAUCUAACGGCAAACCCAAACGGCGGUCAGCUACCACCGCUGACGACGCCCAUCUGCCCGCCAGUCGCCAAGGAAAACAACGAGAAUGUGGCACACAACUUUGCAACGCCGCUGCGCCUAGAACCGCUCAGCAAGCCACCCCAAAACUUGGUCUCGCCAAACACCAACAACAACAGCAACAACAACAACAGUGGCAAUGCUGCACCAUUACCCAUCAAGCUGGAGAGCAUCUUUGGCAGCAAUCGCUUGGGCGAUUACAUAGACCCCAAGCUGAUCAAUCCCUGCGAUAAUCUAAAUGUGCAGCAAUCAUCGGCCGGCUCUUCUGAUGCCAGCUCCACGCCACAGCAGCUGUCACAGAGCCGCAGCAGCUCCCAGUCAACCAUAACAAUGGCCCAGGAGCAGCGGCGUCAUUCCGGCGAGGCGCGUAAUCUGCUCAAGCGCAAGAUGCGUCUCGGGCGCAAUCAAUUUCUAUACGAUGCCUCGCCAGAGGAGCAGUACAUCUCAUCGGGCAGCUGUGCCGAUGAUGAGGCCAACCGCUCCUCGCUGGAGUUCGACGAGCAGUGCUGGCAGCAACAGCAGAAACAGCUGCUGACCACCAAUCCAUUGAAUUUACCCAAUAUGCCAGUGCUGCCCACGUUUGAUGACUUUGAUUUCGAGGAAUUUCUCUCAUCAUUCGAGAACGAUAAUGAUGAGGAGCAAUUUCCGCUGUUUCGGGAUUGCCGCGAGUUUCUGCUGAAUCGCACGACGAGCCGGCAACGCUCGUUCCAGAAAGCGACUUCAACAUCACAGACACAAUCCCAGACCCAGAACCAGACCCAGACCCAGACCCAACCACAGACGCCAACAGUCACACAAAGACCAGCCACAACAGGCAACACCUCCCAAUUUAUAACACCGCCUAAAACCCAUUUUUAUGCGCCCUCCACUAAAGAGACUCAUGCCCACAGAUCCGAUUCAAAUGUGUCCAGUAGCGGUGGUUCAUACAAAUCGCCACAGGCCAGCUGUGGCUCCUACAAGACAACACCAAAUAGCAGUGGAUCCUACAAAACACCACCGAAUAGCAAUAGCUCAUAUAAGACGCCGUUGACCAGCAGUGAUGAGAAACUGCAGCGCCAGCAGUCGAAUGCCUCCACCAGCAGCAGCACCAACAAUUGCCAUGUGGAGAAGUCACAGAAGUCGUUGGAGUCGGAGUCGCAAAAGCGUGAAAUUUUUAUAAGCAUUGAAACGGAACCGAAUGCACAGGGGCGUUCGCCCAUCUCGCCGGAUUCGCUGCGCCAUAUGGUGGGCAAUGCUCAGACACCCAUCGAUGUGCUCCACAUUGAGAACGGCAACGAGCCGGAGCAUGCCAAGUUCAGCAAGAUUAGCGAUAACGAGGACCAGGUCGAUGCUGAGCUCGCUGAUGAGACUGGCCACAGUCGUUAUAAGAAAAGGCUGAGCUCAACGGCGAGCGCAGCAGCGAUCUCGCCAGCGCCCAAUGUGGAGGCCAAUAAUGCCAAGAAUGUGAUAGAGAAAAUGCGCAACGAUUUCAAGCAACUGGGCGAGGAGGUGGGCGCCUCGGUGCGUCGUGAUAUCAUGCAGCGUCAGGAACAUGCCCAACAGAAGCAGCAAAUGCAAGCACAACAGGAUCUAAAGGUAAUGACACCAUCGCCAUCCGGUGAUUCGGAUGAGCUGAGUAGCCUGGAUGGAUAUCCCAUGUCCUCAUCGCAGUCAUCACGUCGCGGCGCCAGUUCCAAGCUCAGCAACGACUCCGCUUACGGCAGCAGCAACUCACCAUAUAGUCUGUCCCGUCAACGCUCCAGCGAGCUGCAGUCCAACGACAACACGCCGCGCACCCAGAGCCAAUUGCGCCCGCACACGGCCAGUGGAGCCUUGUCCAUGUCCGGCAAACAGUCCAUGAUGGAUGCCUCAACUCAAGCGGCAAGCAACUAUGGCACACUUAAGGCUCGACAGCGCAUGUUUGCAGGCAACGGCCUGGGCGGCGACACUGGCGAUGGCAACGUUGAAUACUCCAGCAGCAGCUCGGAGCACUCGCUGCCCGUGACAGUGGCCCAGCAACCACAACAGCAGCAGCAGCAAAACACAAACUACAACUACCAGCAGCAGCAGCAGCAGCAGCAACAUCAGCAGCAAUCUCAAGCGCAGGUAGCCUACAAUAACAACAGCAACAACAACAACAACAACAAUAGCUAUGAGCUUAACGCAAAGAAUUUAAACAACAACAACAAUAAUGGUGUGAGUGUUAACUUAACGCCUACAACAUCGCAGCUUUCGCUGCAUAGCAACACCUCAAACGUUUCCUCGGGCAUGAGCUCGAGCAUGAAAAUGUCCAAGUUCUGUCACGAAUGUGGCGCCAAGUUCGUCAUAGAGCACGCUAAAUUUUGCAUGGAUUGCGGCGUUCGACGCGUUGUGCUCUAAGCUCAAGGAACUAUUAUUUGUAGUUGUAGUUGUCGCACACACACACACGCAGAGACACACACGAACACAAGCACACACACACACACACUCACACAGUAAUGAGCUGCGGCGGUGGAACUAACCUGUUGGCUGGCUUGGCAGAAACGGGUUGUGAGAAAGAAGGAGGUUCUUAUACCAAAUGUAGUUAUUACAUGCAAACAAUUUUUGAGAGAUCGUUGAUAUAUGUAUACCCUAAAUGCAAUAUGCUACUUAAAUAUAUUUUAAUAAUAAUAAUAAUCAAAAAAACGUAAAGGUUUGAAAUCGAACAAAAACAUAUGCAAUAUAAUAAUAAUCAUAAA